AUGCCCACCCCAGCGUCAGAGCCAUCUGCCAGCUCCCCUCAGGGCGGCAGCCAGGUGCUGGGCACGCUCUCACAGCUCUGCCACAACAGCACCGCCUGCUGCGGAUCGUCGCCCCCUCCUCAUACAUGCAGCUGGACCCUGCUCUCAGUUUCCAUUCAAAUCUGUCUUUUCAAUGAAGUGGAAAACUAUCGCUCAGCCAUGGGUAAGAUGGCAGAAGACAUCAUAGCGCUGAGGACACAGAUGGUGAGGUUGGAGGCAGAAAACAGCCAGCUCCGCUCUGCUCUGUCUCUGCAGCAGGACCGCGGCAAAGACCUGUUGGACGACAUCCACAUCAUGAACAGGGCUGAGAUUGCUAAUUAUAUAGCCUCUCUUAAAUUUAAGCUGGCCAAUGAGACCAGUAAAGCCGCCUCUCAAAGGGACCGAAUCCAAAAGUUGCAGAACGAUCUGAUCAAGGAAAACGACAGUGAGAAGGAGCUACUAAAGCUUCAGAGAGUUCACCAGCAGCAGCAGGAGGAUUUGCAGCGCUGCCACAGCCGCUUGGCAAAGAUGGCAAACUUGGAGGCAACAGUGAAACAUCAGGAAAAGGUCAUUGAGAAGAUGGAGAAAGCAUUAGAUAGCAAACUCAUAGAGAAGAGUAAACAGACUGGUGACAGAAGGCCUUUGGUAAAUAGGCAAAAAGUUGGCACUGAUAACAGAAAGGAAGAGAUAGAGUCAGCCGUGGCAGCAGAAGACAGUCGUCUCAGAGGAGAGCUGGACAGGAUUCACCAGCAGCCGGCCCCAGUUAUUAAACAGCAGUCAGCCCAGAGAAAAGAAGCCCUUCCAGUCGAGGAGCGAAUUAGUUUACUAAGUAAGCUGGAGAGGGCAGAGGCAAGAGUUCAAACACUGGAGGCUCAGUUGGAGGAGAACUCUAAUUUAUGGGGAGAAAAACAAGAAAUGUUGACCAAACUGAGCGAGCACAGGCAUGGCUUCGUCCGGACGUCCACCACAAUCCUUAAUAACCUUCCUUCGAGAUCUGUACCAGAAUCAUUGAGUGAGCAAAGCAGACAGAGGAAGCAGAAGAAGUCCUGUUGACCCAGACUAAAAGUAAACACUCACAGUUUUCUUUGAUUCAAUAU
Molecule: messenger RNA, 1115 nt
Organism: Trematomus bernacchii (emerald rockcod)
Lineage: Eukaryota; Metazoa; Chordata; Actinopteri; Perciformes; Nototheniidae
Gene: ccdc33
Product: coiled-coil domain containing 33
Cellular component (GO): peroxisome
Source: RefSeq, a predicted model, not a curated record